This is a messenger RNA of Aedes albopictus (Asian tiger mosquito), 5276 nucleotides long. RefSeq names its product DCN1-like protein (gene SCCRO). Gene Ontology annotation, molecular function: cullin family protein binding; ubiquitin-like protein binding; ubiquitin conjugating enzyme binding. Gene Ontology annotation, biological process: protein neddylation. The record is from RefSeq and is a predicted model, not a curated record. Gene Ontology annotation, cellular component: ubiquitin ligase complex. NCBI's taxonomy places the organism in Eukaryota, Metazoa, Arthropoda, Insecta, Diptera, Culicidae. The transcript has 3 exons. Bases 152 to 1090 code for a protein of 312 amino acids.
AUUUUUAACAGUGGGAUGUUUUGCAUUUUUCACUCAUCGUCUGCUGUCACCAUCAGCGAAGUUUUAAUAUGUCGAUUGUGAGUUCGUGAAACUAUUUCCACAUAAAAUUCCCUAAAUAUACGAGUUAAGCCUUCUAAUUUCACCUGCUAAAAUGAACAAGCUCAAAUUGAAUCAAAAGGACAAGGUGAAGAAGUUCAUAUCACUCACCCAAACAGGGGAACAGACGGCAAUCUAUUGUUUGCAAAACAAUGACUGGAAAUUGGAUCUGUCCUGCGAUAACUACUUCCAGAACCCGGACGUCUACUAUCGGGAGCUGGACCGGAAGAAAAUCGAGCAGCUUUUCACGCAGUACCGCGAUCCGGCCGAUCCGAACAAAAUCAACUCGGACGGGGUGGUCAAAUUUCUGGACGAUCUGUAUCUCAGUCCGGAGUCGAAACUGGUGCUCAUCAUCGCCUGGAGGUUCAAGGCGGAAGCGCAGUGCGAGUUCAGCAAGGACGAGUUCAUCAAUGGCUUCGGGGACCUGGGCGUAGAUAGCGUAGACAAACUGAAAGCCAAGCUGCCUCUGCUCGAGCAGGAGCUGAAGGAUCCGAUGAAGUUCAAAGACUUUUACCAGUUCACCUUCAACUACGCCAAGGAUCCGGGCCAGAAGGGGCUGGACCUGGAGAUGGCCAUCGCCUACUGGAACAUAGUACUUAAGGACAGGUUUAAGUUUUUGGAUCUCUGGUGCAAGUUUCUUGUGGAAAAUCACAAACGAUCCAUCCCGAAAGACACGUGGAACCUGCUGCUAGACUUUGCAACCUACAUCGACGACAGUAUGUCCAACUACGACGCGGAGGGCGCCUGGCCCGUGCUGAUCGACGACUUCGUGGAAUGGUGCCAGCAGCAGAACAAAGUUAGCCAUCCUUCGGUAAUCACUUCCACCAGUAGUGCAGCCGCCGCGGGAGUCCAUUUACCGUCCACGUCUUCGUCGUCCGUUUCGUCGCCAUCAUCAUCGUCUACGGUCGCCAAUCCGUACAGCGCCAGCAAAGGUAACCCUUACAGUAGCAACAAUAGCAGCAGCAGCAGUACGGCGGCUAACAUGUACUACUAACUAGAUCGGUUCCCCGUUCUCGUUACCCUUAGUUUCGCUGUUUUUUGGUAAAGGAAAGAAGGAGCCGUCGCGUACUAUUUUUAAUGGAUUGAAUUGUUUUCUCCUUGAUCUUGAUCAUUACUCUCUCUCUCUCUCUCACACAUGCACCGAACGCGAACAAAUUUAUGCUGCUAUCACUACAACAACAGAUUUACCGCUCAGAAUCGAAGAUUUACAAAGUAGUUCAGACAUGAUUUUGCUUACAUUAUCUACACUGAUGUUUUGCUGAUAGUACGUUGCGUUGAUAAUCCGUAACUGAUGGGACUUGAUGAAGAGCGAUUUGAUUUCAAUUUUGAUUAAACUAUAGAGCAAUAAUGGUUCUACCAAAACUAUAUACAUACAAGUACUUGUUCUGCUCCAAACAAAUCGAAGUAUUUGGCACACGUAUUCCUUCAUUUAACAAGAAAUGUGUAUGCUGAAAACUUCAAAAUUAUUCGUGUUGCUUUAUAGUUACUUUUGUAACUGAUCUACGACAGUAAAUUUCACUUACGUAGACAAAUAGUCAAUAUUUGCGGGCCUAUCCUGUUGAGUUUUUCAGUGUCUGCGUUCCCUGCACCAUUCAGGUGUUCGUCGAAGUGUUGCUUCCACCUUUCGAUCAUCCCACGUUAAUCCGUCAAGUGUCGAGUUUCAUGGUGUAGCAUGACUGCCCGUGAUGCGUUCUUCUACUCCAAAAUCUCGUUACACUCCUCGUUUAAUAAAACGUUCCUUCGACUCUGUUUCACGUACCUACCCAACGGUGCUCUUGACUGCGUUCUCUAGAGUUUGGGCCUUGUUUAGCUCGCCUUUGUUCAGCAACGCUGUCUCGAGAUUUGGCGCGUAUGCUGAGGUGACAUCCGGUUGCUUCAAUUGCCAUAUGUCGUACCGUGGUGACCGUCGGUCGGAUUGAUCAUCACCAGGUGGUCAGAGUCGAUGUUAGCACGACGAGACGUCCUGACGUCGAUAAUGUCGGAAAAGUUCCGUUUAUCAACAAGAACGUGGUCGAUAUAGGAUUCCGUCUGCUGUGGUGAUCUCCAGCUGUAACUAUAAGGGAGCCUGUGUUGAAAGAAGGUUCUACGAAUAUCCAUGUUCUUGAAGGCAGCGAAAUCAAUGAGUCGUAGAUCGUUUUAGUUCAUCAUCUGGUGGGCGCUGAACUUUCCAAUCGUCGAGAUGAGUUUCACUUCCUGGUCUAUAUGAGCGUUUAGGUAUCCUAAAUGAAAGCUUAGGUAUCCUAAACGACUUCGGGCUCCGUGGCAACGGUCGUACUCGCGUUCGAGCUGCGCGUAGAAUGCGUCCUUGCUAUCAUCAGUGCUUUCGGAGAGUGGGCUGCGCACGUUGAGUAUGCUGAAAUUGAUGAAUCGGCUAUUGAUCCUCAACCUGCACAUUUUUUCGUCGAACAGCCACCAACCGAUCACGAGCCUGUGCAUAUCGCUCAUCACGAUGAAAGCUAUUCCCAUCUCGCGUGUUUUGCUGCCGCACUGGUAGAUGCUAUAGUUCGAACCAUAGAUCCAGUUCAACACACCUCUUGCAGCGCUACGAUGACGAAUCAAGAUUCUUCUGUAGAUCGGUGAGUAUGCGGGUGCUCUCGAUGAAGUUGAGAGAUCGGCAGUUUCACGUACGAGUUUCCAAUCGCAAGUCCUUUCGUUCUCUGGGGUCCUUGUCGUUGGUCUAGGUUCGUAUUACUCUGUGGCUUACUUGCCGUUGCAGUUACCAUAAAGGCUGGCUCAUAGGACCACCACACACCCUAAUUUUCCAGAGGACCAGGGUGCAUAAUUGAUUUUAUCGUCCUUCACUGACAUUCGCACGUUCUUCAAUCUCCCUAACAUAGAAAACGGACGCUGUUGUGAGCCGCUCCUAACCUAGAGAACAGUUGCUCAGACUUGGCGAAGCAAACUCCUCUUCCCUGUCAGUCUACGACCAAAGUUUCCACCGGGGUUGAUUACCCUAUAUUCUCUAAGAUUGCACGCCACGAGGAAGUAGUGAUAGGAGUUGCUAAGCGAGGUUAUGAUUUCAAUGGGGUCUGUAUUACACGUUACGUAGUCUUUAUCGUACCAUAGAUGUCUAAUAUUGUUCCAAUUUACCAAAAAGUAUGGGAAUAUUGACUUCGGCCCAAUUUUUCUUGCUAAUACAAAAUGAAAAUGCAGUUUUCUUGUUAUUCUUGAAACCCCUAUAUUGUGGCAUUGUUUGUCGACAAAAAAUUAAAAAAGCUCCCUCCCAACUAACAUUUAUUGUGAAUGUAAACGUCAAAAAAGCGUCCUAAGGCUCGACGCUGAAUUACUAUGUUGUACAUAUGGACGGAAGCUUCUAUGCAAGCCCUAUACCAAUGAAUUUGGCGAACUUAAUCCACAUGUAUAUGCUCUGUUCGAGUAGCUUCUAUGCCACCAAGUCAUAGCUCUUUUCUCGGCUCCUAUGUAACCACUAACUGAAUAACAUCUUGAGAAGGCACUUUGUCAGCCUUUUCACAAUUGUUAAAUAAUAGUUAUACGGCAUCCCCAAAUUAAUCGAUUAAAUAUAAUUAGGUUAUGGAUUACCGUGACGCGAUACAUAUGGAACUGGAAUUCUCACUUUUAAAAUUGAAUAAUUAAAGUACUUGCCGCUACUUGGAAUUGAACUCCCGAUCUCCGUAUCCACUGGUCCCGAUCAUGUCCUCGCUGCCACACUGCUAUAUAUAAAUAGCACAUAAAAUAGACCGUUUUGUUUUACUCCAGACAAGGCUUCAUAAUUGUGCUACAAGGAACCUUACCCAACUUCAUCUUGCUGCAAAAGCUUGUGAAAUGUCAAACCCAAAAAUUUUUACAUUGAACAAGCUGUGUGCGCCAACAGGUUCUUCGUCACAGCUCCUAGCUGAAAGAGUGUUCUUUAAACAGCUACAAAGCGCUGCUGUUGUGUGUAUUUGGCAACAUUACAAAACGUACUGUAUAAAAGCAGCUGUUGUAUUGGCUGGGACUCUUACUCGAUUUGUACAUCUUCUGGCAAAUCUUCCGGAGUUGGAUUAAAGUGCAAUAAAAGCAACCCAAAUAAUUUCACAGCACAGAGAUGGAUAGCUGUAAAGAAUUUGUGUAGUUUCUAUACUGCCCCCACUCGCAAAACAGUCCCGUAUAAAUAGGAAACUCAGCAAAGAUGGGACUGUUAUGCGAGUGGCGGCAGUAUAGGUAGCUAUAUAUCCCGCUCAAAGUUUGUUUUGACAAUAAUGUUUACAUCCGACUAGCCGUGUUGGUAAACCAACAGUUUCUUUAUUACAGCUUCUAGCUGUAAUGAAAUCGCAUAACGGUCUUGAAAGCGCUGCUGGUUUGGGGAUUUGUCAGUAUAACGAAUUGUACUGUAUAGUAACAGCUGUUUUGUUAGUGGGGACUCCUAUUCGAUUUGUUCAAGUUUUCACAUCUUCCGGGAAAUCUCCCGGAGUUGGAAUGGAGUGGAGUAAAGGCAAGUGAUGGAUUUCUGAAAACCGAGUUUGGUAGCUGUAUGGUGCUUGUUUUGCAGUCGUGUAUUAGCUUAUGAUUUAUAUUUGACUAGCUCCCCUUUUAUUCAGCGUUGACUGCUUUUAUUCGAUGGUUACACAUCAGAAAGCAAAUGACUGAAGCUUAUAGCGUUGAAAAUGUUAGUUGGGCUGUUUUCGCUUAUAAAAUGUAUGAUCUAUGAGAUACGGUUUUUUUUUUUUCACUAGAAUCAAAUGACCUAGCUAUGUGUUGCUCACACUUCAGUCCAUUGGCCAAAUCUUCGCAAAUAAGCAGUCUGAUAAUGUAGCACAAUCAUGAACAAUAUACUCAUAACUAAACGUUCUACGUCAAUUGUCCCCUUUGUUCUCGGCACGCGAACUUACUUGCUUAGCAAACCUGGAUUUUUUUCCGUUUCAGGUUCAUAAUCAUCGUAAAAAAAAAAACGAGGAAGUCAGGCCAUAGAAGACAUUAAAAAGAUCUAAGUGAAUGUAUAGAGAGCGGACACGUGAAAUUUUAUCCUAAUUUACAGUAGACAAAGCGCAGCAGCAAACUCAGUUUGAUCAAUUAGAAUAGUGUAAUAUACAUUUCGUUUAAGAAGAAAAGAGAGAAAAACACAAGUCUUUGGUAGCGAUGCAAUUAACGAAAACUAUUUGAAUUCAUUAAAUGUUGAAAACGUAUAUAUACUAUGCUAUUAUUACUAUUAGUACCAUUAAAUAAUGAUGUAAUAAAACAUC